Messenger RNA from Carassius gibelio (silver crucian carp), 954 nucleotides. Its product is annotated as F-box only protein 50-like. Bases 73 to 786 code for a protein of 237 amino acids. The record is from RefSeq and is a predicted model, not a curated record. Lineage: Eukaryota; Metazoa; Chordata; Actinopteri; Cypriniformes; Cyprinidae. Gene Ontology annotation, cellular component: SCF ubiquitin ligase complex; cytoplasm. Gene Ontology annotation, biological process: glycoprotein catabolic process; SCF-dependent proteasomal ubiquitin-dependent protein catabolic process. Gene Ontology annotation, molecular function: ubiquitin protein ligase activity. The transcript has 6 exons.
GGGCGUGGCAGACCAUAAUAAAAUCCUCAAUCGUGUGUCUGCUGUGGUGGACUGCGAGGAAAAUAGUCUGAAAUGUCGGCUGACUGGAAACUGAAGUGUGACUCGCAGUGGGAGCUGGGGGCUCACGGUGUCCCCAUGUCUGGCAGCGUGGACUGGAAAUCGGUGUUCGAGAAGAAGCCGUUUAAACGGAAUUUACUGAAGAACCCCUCGCCUUACGGUGUAAAGCACACCAUCCCACCACCCGAACCCCAUCGUUCGGGAAUGCCACCUCCUCCAAACCAACCACCUCAGUUUGAGCCCAAUGGUAAUUUCUCUGGCUGGAAAACUAGUUCAGAAGAUUUGCCAUAUGACACUAGUGGAAUCCCCCCUGGGGUUGUGGUCUGUCAGCUACCUAAGUACAGGUGGUUCUCUCUAGAGCAACGUGUGGACCUGAAGGCAGAGGGUCUGUGGGACCAACUGCUGGAUGAGUUUCAGCCUGAGAUAGUCAUUGAGGACUGGUAUGAGGAAAGCCAGCUUCAUAAAUCUAUCUAUCAGCUUGAUGUGAAGCUCUUGGGUGCUGAUGGUAAGACGAUCAUUAAGCAGCACAAAUAUAACCCUGAGGAGAACCUGGGGAGCUACUCACACACCUGGAAAAAGGUCUCCCAUGUAUUCUCCAAGUAUGGGCCGGGAGUGAGGUACAUUCACUUCCUCCACAGACUGAAGAACAAGUUCAUGGUUGAAUUCUUUAAUACCAAAGUCACAGACAGCUCGAUUAUCAUCAAGACCAGCAAAGCCAUUGUGAAAUAAGCCAUCACAGCCCAAAUAAAUAAAUAACAUUGUAGGAGUUGAAGCACUCUGUUUUUUUUUUAGAACAAAGUGCUAUUGUUUCAAAUGUUAUUAUAAUUUUUUUUAUUAACUGCACAUUCAUACGAUGUAUCUAUCAGCUUAAUAAUGCAUUAAAACAUUCCUAAUUCA